AUGAAAACGUCGUCACCUAGUAUCCCUGGACCUCUUCCAAAACCCGAAAGGGUUUUAGCAUGGUCCAUUUGGAUUUUCCACUCCCUUUUCGCUUUUGUCAUCGCUUAUUGGGUCUCGAAUGGAAAAGCCAAGGGAUGGAUCAAGCAUUGGAUGCAGGAUAGUAGCUAUUUGCCCGGAUGGAAAAUGGACUUGUCGGAUGCUGAAUGGGCGUAUUAUAGGCAAACUGUAUGGCAUUUACUACUGGAUUACGGUCUGCACAGUUUAGGAAUCUACCUCUCCAAACACUGUCUGCCGUCUCCAAUCUCUCGUUAUGCACUCAUUUUGACGGGUUUUUUGGUCCAUAUUCAUAUGAGCAGUUUCCAAUGCAUCGUGGUCCUCUACGCCUUCGCAGCUACUGUAAUUUUUGCCACGUGGCUGAUGGGCGGAGCCAAACUCGUUCCCUGGAUUCUAUGCAUCAGUUUCAUUGCAAAAGCCACUCAAUACGUCCCAUUCAGCUCUGGAACCCAUAUUUUCUACCGGGAAUUCAAUAUUUAUUUAUACGGAUCCAUCAAAAUUCUGAACUUUGCCCUCUACCUCUCCGAUGGUCCAAAAUUCAGAAAUUUCUGGAAACUUCUGGAAGAAUCACUUCUCUACUUCUCCUACCUACCGUACUCUAUGACACUAAUCGUUCGUUUCGAGGACUUCAAAGAGCAAUUCGAAAAAUGGGAAAAAAAUCGAGAGAUUUUUUGUUGGGAGACGAAAAAAAGUGCGAUUUGGUUUGGAGUACGGCUGGCUUUUUGGGGUGCAUUUAUCGAUUUUUUAUUGCAUUUCAUUCAUGUGCAAGCGUUGUUCAAUUCGCCGGACUCGUUGGUCAAUAGCUUGAAUGUUUAUGAAGUCUGCGCAAUCGCCUACGUUGCUGGUCAACUAUUCCAUGUCAAAUACGUUGUCAUUUUCGGUGUACCCGCCUUUUUCGCGGCCCUCGAUGGAUUUCAACCGCCCCCACCACCCAUUUGCAUAUCUCGUGUCUCCCUGUACUCCAGGAUGUGGAGACAUUUUGAUAAUGGGCUUUAUCAAUUUUUAAAGCAUCAAGUCUACAUUCCAGUCAUGAGAAAACCCCUACCUCUGGUUUUAUCAAUUUUAAGAGGGCUUGCAGCUCUUUGUGCAGUUUUUGGAGUGGUCUUGGCUUGGCACGGGACCAGAAGACACUAUAUUUUCUGGGUCACUCUUUCGGCCACCGAACUCAUUGUGGAGAGAAUCGGUUGGCAGAUUUGGGAGCGCCCGGAAGUUCAGAAGCUCCGAGAGAGAAUUGGAGAACAUGGGUGCCGAAGAAUCAUGGCUACUCUCAUGCUGCUUACAGUAACCCCUGGAAUUUUCGGAGUUUUCUUCUUCUUGGGACAAGAAGGCGUUGGAGAAACAAUCGCGAUGAAUGUAGUGGUUCAGGGAUUUUUGGAUGUUAUCAAUUUUAAUAUUUCUGCAUUUCCGCUAACUGCCGGGUUCGCAUUUUUGCAUAUUUUAACUCUGGGUUACUUCUUUAAUAAUGUUUGUUUGGAUAUUGAAUUUUGGAGAAGGAAGAGGACAUUUGCUUCUUUAUUUUCAGCAAAAAAUGCUCAAAAAAUCGGCGAAGUGGCGAAGCCAGAACGGAAGAUUCAGUUCCGCGAGAAGGUGAUGUGGACGGCUGUGACGCUCUUCAUCUACCUUGUCUGCUGUCAAAUCCCACUUUUCGGCAUCAUGACAUCCGACUCUGCCGACCCCCUCUACUGGAUGCGUGCCAUUAUGGCGUCGAAUCGUGGAACGCUGAUGGAGCUCGGAAUCUCGCCAAUCGUCACUUCCGGAAUGAUCAUGCAGCUGCUCGCGGGUAUUAAGGUCAUCGAAGUUGGAGAUUCGCCGAAGGAACGCGCUCUUUUCAACGCUUCGCAGAAGUUGUUCGGAAUGUUGAUCACAAUCGGACAAGCCCUUGUCUACGUCAUGACUGGUAUGUACGGCGACCCAUCAGAGAUUGGAGCCGGAAUUUGCCUCCUUCUCGUCGUCCAGCUCACGAUUGCCGGUCUCAUCGUCCUCCUUCUCGACGAGCUCCUUCAAAACGGCUACGGUCUUGGCUCGGGAAUCUCUCUCUUCAUUGCCACCAACAUUUGCGAGACAAUCAUCUGGAAAACGUUCUCGCCAGCUACUAUCAACAGUGGACGUGGUACUGAGUUCGAAGGAGCCGCCAUCGCUCUCUUCCAUCUUCUCGCCACCCGCUCCGACAAGAUUCGAGCUCUCCGUGAGGCGUUCUAUCGUGGACAUCUCCCGAAUUUGAUGAAUUUGUUGGCUACUGUCUUCAUUUUCUCGAUUGUUAUCUAUUUGCAAGGAUUCCGAGUUGAGCUUCCGAUCAAGUCGUCUCGCCAGCGUGGACAGUAUGCUACCUACCCAAUCAAGCUCUUCUACACCUCAAACAUGCCGAUUAUUCUGCAAUCCGCUCUUGUUUCCAAUAUCUUCGUCAUCUCUCAGAUGCUCGCUAACAAGUGGGGAGGAAACAUCUUCGUUGACAUCUUCGGAAAAUGGGGUGAUGAUAACAACGCGAGAGGCAUCCCAACCGGAGGACUCUGCUACUACCUAUCCCCACCACACUCCUUCGCAGAGAUGUACAAUGAUCCACUUCACUGCAUCGUCUACAUCGUCUUCAUGCUCGGAACCUGUGCCUUCUUCUCCAAAUCCUGGAUUGAUGUGUCCGGAUCUUCUGCCAAGGACGUUGCCAAGCAACUUAAGGAUAGACAGAUGGUUAUGAGAGGUCACCGUGAGGCGUCGAUGAUCCACGAGCUCAACAGGUACAUCCCAACUGCCGCUGCCUUCGGAGGACUCUGUGUUGGAGCUCUCUCUGUGACUGCUGACUUCAUGGGAGCCAUCGGAUCGGGAACUGGUAUCCUUUUGGCCGUCACAAUCAUCUACCAAUACUUUGAAACGUUCGUCAAGGAGCAAGCGGAGGCGGGAGGAGUCAUGGGAAUGUUCCUGAACUAA
Molecule: messenger RNA, 2973 nt
Organism: Caenorhabditis briggsae
Lineage: Eukaryota; Metazoa; Nematoda; Chromadorea; Rhabditida; Rhabditidae
Gene: Cbr-hhat-2
Product: Protein CBR-HHAT-2
Exons: 9
Coding region: 1-2973 (990 amino acids)
Biological process (GO): SRP-dependent cotranslational protein targeting to membrane, translocation; post-translational protein targeting to membrane, translocation
Cellular component (GO): Sec61 translocon complex; membrane
Molecular function (GO): signal sequence receptor activity; ribosome binding; transmembrane protein transporter activity
Source: RefSeq, a predicted model, not a curated record